AUGAGAGACAUCACGUCGGCUCUAUACAGGUUAGAGUCCCCGUCGAUGACUUCCCGAGACCCUGAUGGCGUCGAUUCUCGUGAUAUUGAUGCCGUUCGUCUGGAACCUGCUGGUUCACACUCUGAAGCUGCUUUCCCAACCGAUUCAGUUUUCUCAGGUAUCACUGAAGAUAUCGAUAUUUCUAUUCCAGUGCCGCUCCAAAAAUCUUUCGAUGCGGCAAGGCUUGUAGGUAUCCCACCUCCGCCACCCAAGAACCCUCCACCAAAAAAGAAGGGAGCGAAAAAGAAGGAUAAACAAGUGGAUACAAAGCAAACUGAUGGCGAACAAGGCAAUGACGAAAAUGUGGAUGACGUCAAUGUUGCAUCUACGGCUAGUGCUUCGGGUUCAAAAUCUCUGUUGAAUCAAAAGCAAGCGGCAAAGACUGAGGAUGAGGAUGCAGAAGAUGAUGAAAGUCUCUUUUCCUUCAUAACGACCGAAAGUAAUACCAUCGACGUAGAUGACUAUUCACUGGCAUCUCGAUCCGUAAUGAGCGUCAAAUCAAAUAAACGAGACCUUCCAGCUCCAUCUCCAGCGAGUGUUGCUACUAGGCCUCACAGCAACACAACGAAGGAAGGGAAUGCGUCGGACGAAGACGAGAUCGCAAAUUUCUUUGCUCCAGACGGAGAAGCUCAGAAAGCAACAAGGGAUAAAAAACGAGGUUUCCUUAGAAAGCUGUUCCGUGGCCGAGGAAAGACUAAGGGUGAUGUUGGGCAAAUGGAUGUGAUUGCAGAGUCUGCUACACAGGAAUUCAACCCUGAUGCUGGAACAGACAAUGAGAAGCCAACCGAGAUGCUGGCGCCAACCACUCAAGGAAAGGCAAAAGAGAACUCAAAAAACAAUGAUGCUGAAGAACAUGAGUUUGUUGACCUUGAUGAUCAUACUAUUGUUGAGCAAGAUGAAUCUGACGAAACCACGCUCAAAGCUUCCGCAUCUAAUCAAAGUCUCGCUCAAGAUCCACCAGAUCACGAAAAUGGUGAUCCACCACAGCGCAGUGGCCGCCCAUUGCUCUCCCCUAGAAGUGUAAAGAAGACGAUGCAGGUCAUCGACGUUGAUGGAGAAGGAACCGGGCGUUCUCGUAUUGCUAAUUUCUACGGCCCUGCGGGGAACAACGACUAUCUCGUGCAGGCUAUCCCAAGUACUCUAUCUAUUGAUCGAUCGUUGUACGGUGGAGAUAUAUCCAUCAACCAAAGGCUCUCUGUUGAUCCUGAAGCCGAUGGGGAACCUCCCAGAAUUUUGUCAACCAAGGCUCGGGGCGCAGAGGCAGUCAAGGUCGAAGUAUACAAGGAAGGUCGAAAGCCAACCCCAAAGAAUGAUGAACAGCUUCUCGUUCUUGUCCCAACUGAAAGUGUUGAUCCGGUUGGUGCUUCCCCCAGACUUGACGGCGAUACUCGUGGCCGCGCAGAGGUUGAGGUUGUUUUCAAGGAGCCUGCAGGAGCAUCUCCCCUUGCAUGGAAAGUGGCUCAUGAUGAUCCCUUUGGCACAUCUCCACGUCAUGCUGAAGAAUUGAAGAACCGUGAGAAGAAUAGAGCGUUUACAGUGUCAAGAGCCAAGAGCGAGGACCCUCCUCUUGCUGAUAAAGAGGUUGUACUGUCAAAAGCCAAAAGUGAGGACCCUCCUCUUGUCGAGGAAAUUGCCAACCAAGUUGUCGACGAAAUUGUAAUCAAAGCUGACAACGAAACUGUCGAGGAACCUAUCGAGGAACCUAUCGAGGAACCCAUUGAGAAAGUUGCAAAGGAAACCGACGAAGAAGCUAUGAAAUACGUUGUUGAGACAUCAAAACAAGACAUGGGCACCACAAUGAAGCCACCAGUUGCACCAGCAAUGUUGGAUGUUGUCACAGAGACAGAAAUAGAGGAAACUUCUCAGAAAACGGUUGGAGAUGGUUUCGACGCCGCACAGAAUGAAAAUAGACCCGAGGCAUCUCGUGCAGCCUCGGAUCUAAACGAGUCUUUUGUCCAAGAUGCGUCGGAACCUAAUCCGGUCAGGGUGGAAAGAGAAAUUGAAUCUACAGAUGAACGAGCAACAAAAUUAUUUUCUGUUUCCGCGGCUGCGUUCUCCAACGCUGAAACAAUCGCCUACCUCCAUGAGUUGCAAGGUCAAGCUUCGCCUCGCCAUUCAUGGCAUACUUCCAAGCGACGAAGCGACGCUGUCCCUCCCAGUCCGUUGCCCACACAGAAAAAGACCCCAAAGGAAAUUCUGAAAGCAAAACUUCGGGAAAAAUACAGCAUGGUGCAAGAAUCGGACAGGAAGAAGGCACCUUCUCCAAACGAAUACACUGCCGAAAACUUCGAUGAUACUAUUGAGAGAGCAAACAAACUUGAAAGAAAGAACAUCUCAAAAUUCCAAGGUUUUGGAUACCAAUCGAGGUUCAAGGGUCGCAAACCAACCAAGAAAGAUAAACAACAAGCUGAUUCAGUCAACAUUCCAAAUGCGAAAAAUACUCGAAACGAAAAGCCCGAAGAGGGCAGCUCCGCUUCCUCUGAUAACAGAUACACGACGAUUAAAGUGAUUCCAGGAAAACUUGCGGCCCAAGCCGUUGCUCGAAAUCGCCCAACAAGGAAGAAUGUGAACUCAGAGCCAGAAAGUCAACAGCAACAGCGCCUUAAAAAACAGAGGCGAGAAGGACAGAAUCGUUUUCGCUUCAGGGUACCCGAGGCCGAAAUCAAGGAUCCCAUUCAAAGAGCCAGUCGACGAUUGCUUACAAAAGCUGCAUUGCGAAUCCAAACUGCUGCACGAAUGUAUUUGGCCAAACGCGAAGCUGUGGAUAGGAUGUGGGCACUAUUGGCAAUCCAAUCUUAUAGCCGCAGGUGGAAGUGCGAAGCAAUCUUAAGAGAGAGAGUGAAUGCCAUCAAAGCAGUUCAGUCGAUAGCUCGUGCAUUGAUUGUGAAGAAGGAAAUUGCAAGAAGAAAUGCUGCUGCGGUGAAAAUCCAGAAAACUCUUCGAGGAUACCUCACUGCUGCAAAGGUCUAUGACAUGGUAUAUUGCCUUGUUUCCAUUCAGUCUUUGAUGAGAGGGGCGUACGUGAGACAUAUGAAGGCAAAACGGAAGGCACUGUUGGGUGCCAAUGCACACAAGGCGAUUCCCAUGCAGUCAUUGAUUCGUGCAUUCAUCUCUCGUAAGGAACUAGUCGGACGGCAUGUUGCCGCAAGUAAGAUGCAGAGCAUCUGGCGAACAUACGUCGCAAAGAUUGAGGUGCAAAUGCAAAUUGUCGACAUCAUUGUCAUGCAAAGUGUGGUCCGACGGUGGCUCGCAUGUCAGCAGGCGAAGGCAAUUAGAAAUGCUCCAUACUUCAAACCUGCAAGCACGAUUCAAGCCAUGGUUCGAGGUCGUCUUGCAAGAACAUACCACAACAAAAUGUUGGCUGCACAGCAAAUCCAAAGGGUGUGGCGCGGGUUCCAAGCUUACACCGACUACGUGUUUGCACUCGUUGAUAUCAUCGUGGUCCAAAGGAAGGUGCGACAGUUUCUCGCAGUGCGCAAGGCCAAUGCACUUCGACAAGAGAAGUCAUCAAAACUUGAGAACUUCGCAACCAAAAUCCAGAAGACUUGGCGAGGAUUCUGGUCUUUCUCUCAAUAUAUUAUUGUUCAAUAUGAAGUCACUCGCCUACAGGCCAUUGUUCGCGGAAAGUUAGCCCGGGAAAACUAUCAAUUCAAAUUGGGUUGUGCCAUUAUCAUCCAAGCAAAGGUCAGGCAACACCUAGCAAGAAAGAAGUUGACUUCUGAAAAGCUAGACCAAACAAUGGUACUUGCGAAGGCCGAGGAACUUCGGGAAAAGAAUGCAGUGAAACGUAUCCAAUUCUGGUGGCGUAUUGUUCUUGAAUGGUCCAAGGAAAAGAAGGCAGCGCUAGUCAUCGAGCGAUUCUUCAUCAAUGUGAAGAAAGAGGUUGAACGCGAGGUGCGCAGAAGACGACGAAGGUCAUCGACACAGCGCAAGGACAGGAAGCACCGUGCAUCGCAGUCUCUUCGAGGAAGCAGUCAAAUGGUUUCCUUCGACAAGGAAAUGAUCAAUCGCAGUCAAAGUGCGCCAAGAGCACGAAGGCCACCCACUACUCAUCGAACACCAACCAAUACGGGUCGCAAUCGCAGAAUGCCAUCUCCUUCUCCACGCCAUUUGAACAAAGACUACCGGAACUGGCCAGUCGACUCGGUCCUCCAACUCUCUGAAAGCAACGUGUCCGAAGUUUCAAACAUUACUACACCAGAGGCAUUGCUCCGCUCAUCGGCAAGCUUUGAUCGACGCCAGAAAGGAACGAGAACAGCAACUGACUACAUCCAGAAGUACAAUAAGGCUGAGGUGUAUUCCGCGGACAACAGACAGGGUCGUGCGCCACAAAAGCGCUCAGAAUCUCCCGCUCGUGUUGAUCAACAAUCACAGCACUUCUUCUCAGAUGGGCGGGGAACUCCUUCAAGGAACGAAGGUGUGCCUCCACGCACCGACAGGAAAGCAGCAGCUGCAAUGGGACAACAUGGAAGACGUCGCUCAACCUCAGGAACCCCAAGAGGACACAGAAUGCCGCCAUCACCACACAGACUGCCCCCAUCUCCACACCGAAUGCCUCCUUCGCCUCACCGACAAUCUCCAUCGCGGCACCGAAUGCACCCAUCCCCACACCGGACUACACCUUCCCCUCGCCGAACGCAACCUUCACCACACCGCGUUUCUUCAUCGCCGAACAGAGGUGCGCAAUCUCCUCGCAGAGAGAGGCUCUCCAAUUUGCCACCUGUUGAUUUAUCGAAACAUGGAGCCAUUAAGCGGGAUGAAACCGUGGAGACAGAUUCGAUGAGCCACAGCACUGUAUCAAGGUCAGUAUAUGACAACACCCGUAACCCUGCCGAAGAGAGAGGAUACUCUUCUAAACGCGAACUCAGAGACCAGCCGAUCUCAUACCUCGGUCCCGACUAUGGAGAGGUUUAA
Molecule: messenger RNA, 4953 nt
Organism: Cylindrotheca closterium
Lineage: Eukaryota; Bacillariophyta; Bacillariophyceae; Bacillariales; Bacillariaceae
Source: the annotation of a GenBank genome assembly